AUGAAACCACAACAAGCACUUGUGAUAUGUCCUAAUUUAAAACUCAUUCAUGUUCCCAUGUUUCCUAAUACUACUAAAGUGACUUAUAAAUAUUAUAGAGAAGCAUUUCAUGAAAUAUUUAAAUUGCAUGUCAAGGAUCAAUUAAUUCCAGAAUUUUUUGAAAGAUUGAGAAAUUCCAAUGAAUAUGUCAUGAGGAAUGAAAGGAGUGAUUUAAACACACUUCAACAACAAGGAGAAUCACAUCAACAACAACCAUCAUCAUGGCAUGAUUGGAAAUUUAAUAUGGAAAAAUCAAGUAUGGAUGAAGUAUAUAUUGAUUUAACACCAUGUUUUGAACAAUUGAUUCAUCAAUUAUUAAUGAAAAAGAUUUCAAAUGAUUCUAAUAAUAAUGAUAAGAAGGAUCUAUUAGAUACGAGUAGUGUGUCCAACAACAAUACCAAUAAUAAUAAUACCAACAAUAACAAUACUAAUACCAAUAACAACAAUAACAAUAAUAAUAACAAUAUACCCCUAGAUAAAAAGACUUCAAGUUCUAUUAAUCAUCUACUUGAGAAGAAUAGUAAUUCCAAGAUGAAUUCAUUUCCAAAUUUAGAAUCUUCCAUCACACUUGUACAAGACUCUAUUUUACAAAAUAUGAAUCAAAUAGAAGAAUUAAAACAAAACACACAUACUGUAUUGGAUAUUCAUGGAACAUGUAUGGAUUGGAAUUUUAUUCUGAACCAUCAAUCACAAGACUCUACUUUGAAUCAUUGGAAAUUAUUUAUUGCAAGUCAAUGUGCUCUCUUUAUUAGAAAUAGAAUUAAGAAUGAUUUAAAUUAUGAAUUAUCAUGUGGAAUAUCCUUGAAUUCUAAAUUUAUAUCCAAGUUAUUAUGUUCCAAAUAUAAACCAUUUGCACAAUGUGUACCAUUAGAUCAGAAUUAUCGAGACCAAACCAUGAUCGUAUACAAUCAUGAUCACAACAACACAACCAAUUCAUUCAUGAAUGAAUUAUUCAAACAAACACCCAUUGAAAAAUUAUCCAAAUUAUUAGGAAAGAAUGUGAUUGAACAAUUGAAGAGUGGAUCAACAACAAUGAACUCAUCCAUGAUGAUUCAUUUUCCACCCAUUCAUACCAUCUUGGAUUUGAAACAACAACUCGAGACCAAUCAUCAUCAUGGAACAUGUUUAUACCAUGUAUUGAAUGGUGUACCUACAAGUAAUGGUAGCAAUAGUAAUAGUAAUAGUAAUAAUAAUAGUAGUCUUACAAGUAAUGGUAGCAAUAGUAAUAAUAGUAAUAGCAAUAGUAGUAGAAAGAGUAGUAAUAAUAAGAAUACUACUACUACUACUACUACUACUAAUAUCACUCAUACUCUCAUGCAAUUACUUGGUAUCAAUACUCAAACUACUCAAACUACUAUGAAAGAUCAAAUGGUCAAAGAUUCCUUUCAAAAUCCUCCAAAAACAAUUUCAGCAUCCAUGUCUCUCACACCCAUUCACAUCUCACAUGUACAUACCUCCAUUCGAAAAGUCAUUGGAUAUAUUGCAAUGGAAUUAUGUGAAAGAAUUCAUGAAGAUUCUUUAAUGUAUCAAUGUCCUGUGAGUGUUAGUGGUGGUAGUGUUAGUGGUAGUGUUCGUGCUAGUAAUAACAGUAAUAAGAGUAGAAUUAGUGAUAUUGAUAAUAAUAAUAAUAAUAACAAUGCUACUAGCAGUAGUAGUAAGAGUAGUAGUGAUGAUCAGAGUACAAAUUCAAGAUAUCCAACAUCACUCACCUUCAAAUAUCGAUUUGAAAAUGAAAAAGAAGAAUCCAUGACAAUAUCCAUUCCAUCACUUUUUCAAAAUACUAGUAGUAAUAGUAGUACGGGUGCUGAUAGUAGUAGUAAUAGUAGUACUAGUGCUGAUAGUAAUAGUAGUACUAGUUGUCAUAAUAGUGGCAAUCAUAGUACUGUAUACAGGAUUAAGAAUGAUCGAUUUUGUUUAUUUUCUACCACCAAUUCGAAUGCAUCACCCAUUCUCUCAUCAGAUCAAUUAACUGAUGUUGCCAUUCGAAUGUUAAGACUCAGUAAGAAACUCUCAACAUUUCUUCAUGCCAAAUCUUUACAUGAUGUGUUUCAUAAGGAUGAAGAUGAACGAAAAUUACAAGAUGCAAAAUUACAAUUGAGAUGGAUUCAACUCUGUUAUGGAUCAUUUGAAUAUCCAAAACAAAUGACAACCACUCCUAAGAAAUCAUCAAGAUCGUCCUUAUGGAAUCAUCAUGAGUCGAACACAUGUAAGAAUUAUGAUGAAUAUUCUUUCAAGACCACAACAACGAAACAAGAGAGUGAUGUCAAUAAGAGUCUUACCAGUUCUAGCUCUAUAACGAGUCAUUCACACUCCUCAACAGAUUCAUUGUCCAUUGACCAUUUUAAUGGUAAGGUCAAGUGUAUCAUUUGUGGAAAGGAAUGUUUUCCAUCGCUCAUUGAUGUUCAUGUGAAUUCUCAUUUUGAAAAGAAACAACAACGACCACGUGAAUCAUUGACACUUUUCAACUACUUUUCUCCACCUGAAAAGAAAAAAAAGAAGUAA
This is a messenger RNA of Naegleria lovaniensis, 2541 nucleotides long. RefSeq lists its product as uncharacterized. The transcript has a single exon. Lineage: Eukaryota; Heterolobosea; Eutetramitea; Acrasida; Naegleriidae. The record is from RefSeq and is a predicted model, not a curated record. The coding region runs from base 1 to 2541 and encodes 846 amino acids.